AUGGAUACAACAGAAUCCCAAAUCUUCAAACCCCUCCAACUGGGCCCCAUAAACCUCAAUCACAGAGUAAUAAUGGCACCCCUAACACGCCUCCGAUCCUCAACAACCCACACCCCCCUCCCAAUCUCAACAAAAUACUACGAACAACGCGCCUCCGUCCCAGGAACCCUCUUAAUCGCCGAAGCAACCCAAAUCUCCCCCUGGACAGGCGGUAUCCCCCACGGCCCCGGAAUCUGGAAUGAAGAGCAAAUCACCCAAUGGAAAGAAAUUACCAACGCCGUCCACGCGAAAGGAAGUUUCAUCUUUUGCCAGUUGAUUGCUUUGGGUCGGGCUGCUGAUCCAGCGACCCUUCAAUCAGAGGGUGGUGGUGGAUAUGAGGUUCUCGCUCCAAGUCCCAUCCCAAUGGAAAAAGGCAAGACAAUUCCAAAAGAAUUAAACGAGGACCAAAUCCAGUCCAUAAUCCGAGAUUUUGCUACGGCAGCGAAGAACGCGAUUCGCGCUGGUUUUGACGGCGUCGAAGUUCACGGUGCGAAUGGGUAUCUCGUUGAUCAAUUCCUACAAGACGUCAGUAAUCAGCGAGAUGAUCAUUGGGGCGGAAAUAUCGUCCACCGCGCUCGCUUCGCGCUGGAAGUGACAAAAGCACUCAUUGAAGCCGUUGGUUCUGAACGGGUCGGAUUCCGUAUCAGUCCGUGGAAUACAUGGCAGGGGAUGAAGAUGGCGGACCCGGUUCCUCAAUUUACAUACCUGGUUGAACAAUUGAGAGAGUUCAAGCUUGCUUAUCUCCAUGUUAUUGAGUCAAGAGUGAUUAAUAACGUGGACUGUGAAAAGGGGGGGAGUAUUGCGUUUUUGCUCGAUAUUUGGGGUCGGACGAGUCCGGUGCUUGUGGCGGGGGGAUAUAAUGCGGAGAAUUUUGAAGAUGCCUCGCGUGAGUAUGUGGAUAACGAUGUCGCUGUUGUUUUUGGACGUCAUUUUCUUGCGAAUCCGGAUUUGCCGUUUCGACUUCGGCAUCGGAUUGGGUUGAAUCAGUAUCAUCGGGAUUCCUUUUACAGUGCCAUGGAGGAAAAUGGAUAUGCGGAUUAUCCAUUUAGUGCUGAGUUUUUGGAUUCGCAGUAA
Messenger RNA from Penicillium cosmopolitanum, 1113 nucleotides. RefSeq names its product alkene reductase. The record is from RefSeq and is a predicted model, not a curated record. NCBI's taxonomy places the organism in Eukaryota, Fungi, Ascomycota, Eurotiomycetes, Eurotiales, Aspergillaceae. The transcript has a single exon. Bases 1 to 1113 code for a protein of 370 amino acids. Gene Ontology annotation, molecular function: FMN binding; NADPH dehydrogenase activity.